Molecule: messenger RNA, 3264 nt
Organism: Histoplasma mississippiense
Lineage: Eukaryota; Fungi; Ascomycota; Eurotiomycetes; Onygenales; Ajellomycetaceae
Exons: 2
Coding region: 1-3264 (1087 amino acids)
Biological process (GO): negative regulation of transcription by RNA polymerase II
Cellular component (GO): nucleus
Molecular function (GO): RNA polymerase II transcription regulatory region sequence-specific DNA binding; zinc ion binding; DNA-binding transcription factor activity, RNA polymerase II-specific
Source: RefSeq, a predicted model, not a curated record
AUGACAGCCACUACACUUCAAUCACAGUCUUCAACUGCGCAGACUCCAUCUCUAGAUCAAGCUCCCGCUCAUGAUGAGAGGAUAAGUCCAAAUGAUACCGGUUCCAGGCGAACAGGACGUCGAGGCAGAGGAGGAAACAGUGGGAGCGGCGGAAAUGUGAAUACAUCUCGCAAUCGGACAUUGUUUUACGGAAGCGGGAGACGGGGUGGUGACCCGGGUCGCGGGGGACCGGGAGCAAGAACAGGCGCAAUAUCCGGGAGAGGAAGAGGGAGACUGCGAAGUGACGCGUCCAACACAACGAGGACCGUUGCCGGAAUGGGAAGAUUAUUCGGCGGACGGUUGACACGGGAAGAACCACAGACAGCUGACGAUGGUGGAAGUGAUAGAUCACUCGUGCAAGGGGAGCAGGCCACACUACGACCUAAUGCUCCAGAAUUUAUACCUGGAGUUCACGUAGCUACAACUACACCUACACCUACAACGACGUCGACUCAUACCCCUACGCGGAACCGGGAAAGAACGAGACAACCAAAGCCUCCAAAAGCGAAAUCUACAGCGAUCGACAUUGCCACUCGCACACAUGAGGAUAUCACCAACGGUGUCUACGAAUGCCCCAUAUGCACAAGCGAACUUGGUCGGAAGACGAAAGUGUGGUCCUGCUCGUUAUGCUGGACUGUUUUCCAUCUCAGCUGCAUAAAGAAAUGGUCGAAUAACGAGGGUUCGGUAAUGGCAAGGCCAAGACAACAGCAAGGCCAGGAUGGCCAUGGCCACCCGCGACAAUGGCGCUGUCCGGGAUGCAACUUACCCCACGACAUUUUGCCAUCGACGUAUAGCUGUUGGUGUGAGAAGGAGACGGAUCCGCGACCCUUGCCUGGAUUGCCGCCCCAUUCCUGCGGGCAAACCUGCUCCAAGGCCAGGAAAGGGUGCCCCCAUCCCUGCGAUUCUCCAUGCGGCGAGCUAUUGCCCUGUCUCGAACAUAAGUGUGCUCGUCCUUGUCAUGAAGGUCUUUGCGGCGCCUGUGAGGAGACAAUUGAGGCAAAAUGUUACUGUGGAAAGUCUCAGACGAAAAUGAUGUGUAGUAAUCGGGAGGAGGAAAAGCACAGUUGUCUUACCCAUGGCAAGGGCACGUCCGAAGAAACAGUAGAGGAAUGGGUAGGCUGUUUCGAUUGCAGAGAAAUAUGCGAUCGCGCCUACGACUGUGGAAUACAUACAUGCCGGAAACGGUGCCAUCCACAGGAUGCGGCUGUGCCACAUUGUCCUAGUUCUCCCGAUGUUAUAACCCAUUGUUCUUGUGGGAAAACACCUUUAUCAGAUAUUCCAGGUUACGUGGCUCGAACAUCGUGUCAAGAUCCAAUCCCAAACUGCAAAGAACCAUGUGGGAGGCUUCUUCCAUGCCAGCAUGAAUGCCCCAUUCUCUGCCACGCUGGUCCCUGCCCGCCUUGUUUCUUGAAGGUAUCCAUAACCUGCAGAUGUGGAAAGGGUGUGUUCCAAUCAAUAUGCAAUCAAGGGGCAAGUGAACCACCUCAUUGUUUCCGGGUGUGUAAAGCCACGAUGAACUGUGGGAGGCACACUUGCGGUGAGCAUUGCUGCCCCGGUGAGCGCAAGGCAAUUGAACGACAAGCGACGAAGCGAAAGCUAAAGUCCCUCAAUGUUGCCAAUCGCCCUAAUGACCAUGAUAUCGAAGCGGAGCAUAUCUGCACACGAGUGUGUGGGAGGUUGCUCAAAUGUUCAAAACAUAUGUGCCAGGAACUCUGCCAUAAGGGAAGCUGUGGUACGUGUCGAGAAGCUAUAUUCGAGGAAAUACCCUGCAACUGUGGCCGAUCAGUGCUUUACCCGCCGUUGCCAUGCGGUACACAGCCACCACUCUGCCAUUACGAUUGCGCGAGGCCGAAAUCAUGUGGACAUCCACAGACAUCGCACAAUUGUCACACUGAUGACGAAAGCUGUCCCAAAUGCCCGUUUCUAACGGAAAAGCGCUGCCUGUGUGCAACAAAGACGUUGAAGAAUCAACCCUGUUGGCUGGCAGAUCCGCGAUGCGGCCUUGUAUGCAACAAGGAGCUCAAAUGCGGCUCCCACACAUGCAAAAACCUCUGCCAUCGGCCGGGAGAGUGCGAAGACUUGGCCCAACCGUGCCAGCAGCCUUGUGGAAAGAUCAAGAAACUCUGCUCGCACCCGUGUUCUGAUCCCUGCCAUGCUCCAUUUCCCUGCCAGGAGAAAACCCCGUGCCAAUCCCUCAUCACAAUAACAUGCCCCUGCGGCCGUUUAAAACAAGAAAAGCGCUGCAACGCUUACCGAGACAACAGAAACCGUCUCCAACAAACCCAAAGUCAAGCCCCCAGUGCCUUAAAAUGCGACGACGAAUGCGCGCGUCUCCAACGCAACCGUUCCCUCGCGUCCGCCUUAAACAUCUCCAUCGACCCAUUCACAACCUCGGCAACAACUGACGGAGACUCCUUGGCGACAGCCACCCUCCCCUACUCCCCUGAAACCCUCGACCUGUACCUCACGCUCUCCACAACCUCCACGCUCUCCACCCUACAAACCUACGAAACAACCUUCUACACCCUCGCCACAAGCCAAACAAAGCGCAGUGCCCGCUUCCCGCCCGCCCGCUCACAACUCCGCGCCUUCAUCCAUUCUCUAGCCGCAGACUGGGGGUUCAUAUCCGAAUCCUACGACCCAGAACCACACCGGCAUGUCGCUGUCUUCAAGGGCGCGCACUGGGUGCCGCCGCGCGGCCUUGGCGCUGAGGUGGCAGGCGGGACAGUGGCGCAGGUUGGGAUCGGGAUUGGCGGGCUGAGUGUUGGCGAAUGCGUGAAGAUGCGCGAAAGGGAAAGGACGCGUUCUAGAGAGGCAAGGAAGGCGGCUGCGGCUGCGGCUGCAGAAAGGAGUCGGGGGGUCCUUGACAGUGGUGGGGAUGGGGAUUCUGCCGCGGUUGGCGCGGGCUCAGGCAAUGGUUGGGCGCAAGUUGCGUCGAGGAAACGGCCGACGGCAGCGCCGCCAGAGGCUGCGUUUGUGUUUGGAGAGGUUGGUGGUGGCGACAAGGGGCGGACUUUGGUGUUGAGGAGUGGGGUUGGGCUUGGAGGGAAGGUGAAGGGGAAAGCAGGUGCGGCUGGUUCUGGAAGUGAAAGUAGGAGUGAGGGUGGUUGGAAGCCGUUUCCUGCAGGGUUUGCGGAGGAUGUUGUUGACGAUUGGGAAGAGGAGGUUGAGAAGGAGGAGAAGGGCCAACUCGGUGUAUCCGAGAAUGGUGCCGUUGGAGGUUGA